Drosophila melanogaster (fruit fly) is the source of this 923-nucleotide messenger RNA. RefSeq lists its product as uncharacterized. Bases 543 to 689 code for a protein of 48 amino acids. The record is from RefSeq and is marked reviewed. The transcript is spliced from 2 exons. NCBI's taxonomy places the organism in Eukaryota, Metazoa, Arthropoda, Insecta, Diptera, Drosophilidae.
AUAAUUAACGGCUGCGCGUGUAGAGAGAGUUCAAGUUACUUUAUCAAUUCUUUCUUUUUCGGGACCUAACAAUACUCAUACUUGCACUUAAGUAGGCGGAGUGAAAGCCAAGUCAUAAUUUCGACGAUGCGUAUACAUAUAUAGAAUCAAUCAACUGAUUAAUUGCAGCUGUGCAACGCUUGAGUUUUUGCCUCAGCCUUUCGUCUGGUGACAUAGUUUACUCGAUUAAUUAUGUGCGAACAGCUAUGUUUUCCGCUCAUCUGGCGCAUUUAUCAGAUGGUGCCAUAUUUCCUCGGAGAAGAAGGCAUUGAAUGUCAGUGGUGUUCGGAUUACACUAAAGUCGGUCAAUAACUUCGGACCCCUGCACAAAGCGUUUAAGUGACCACAAGUGAUCGAGAUGUUCCUCUUGUUGUUUACCCCCUUGCCAACUGAUCUUAAGUUUGGGAUGCCACGCUAGUUUAGUUGACCGGUUUAAUGACUCGAACUUAAUUUGCGCCCUCGGAGAGAGGAAAGUAGCCAGCAAAAAAUGCAAGCCGAAAAAUAUGCGAAACAACCAGGCAGACAACACCCAACGGCAAAAACUCGGCCUGGAGAGAAAGAGGCAGUGGCAGCGACGCGUCUGGGGGCUUACAAUGGCGGUCGCAACACUAGUGGCGCUUGUAAAUAGAGACAUAACGAAAAGGUAUUAAAAAUGAUGCGGCAAAAGAAAUAACUGCACUAUUUUCCAUAAAAAUAUUUUGAAAAAUAAACUGUUGCGCCGUUUUUAGAGAUCUUAAAAACCUCUUUACGUCAACUUUGAUAACUAAUUGAGUUCCUUUGCAUAGUUAUGAUUUUUAAAAAUAACAAUUUAAGAUACAUGAUAUUCCCUACAUGAACAAUUAGUGGUUUAUAAUAAAUAAGCAACCUAAUGCGUAAGAUCCCAC